AUGGUGUUUAGUGAUGACGAUGAUGAAGGUGCUGCCGCGAAGACCGAACGAAGGCUGGUCAAGAGGGCGAGUUCUCCCGUGCUUGUAGCCUCGGACGAAGAGGAGGACCCACGUCCCAGAAAGCGAGGGAAGCUUACGAAGGAGCGUCCGCAAAGCCCAGAGGACUUGAUGGACGAGGUAGAUGAGAAGAGAAUCAUCACGUCCCGUUUCAGGAAGCGCGAUAAACGUUCUACCUUCCAGAAGACCUUGGAGAAGCUGAAGCGCAAGAAGCGUGGCGAAGCAACCGAGUCCUCGGCGUCUGAAGAGGAAGAAGAGGAUCAGUACGACGACGCACCGUUUCCUCAUGCUCACCCGGACGCCAACGGCGACGAAGAUGAAGACGAAGAUGAGGGUGAAUCUUCUCGUGGAGACGAAUUCAAUGAUUCGUUCAUCGUGGAGGAUGACACAAGUCAGUUGGUGGAGCUGCCCCCGGAGUUCAGCAUGGGAAGUUACCAAGACCUGCUGCACCACUUCAAGAUUGUGUGCCAAAUGUUCGUACAUAUAGCCGUUCAUGAAGAAGAAGAACGAGAGCAAAUCGCGUUGGAGCUGCAGCGCCAACAAUACUUUUCCGUCCCACUCAAGAUCACACGCAGGAAGCUUGAAGGCAUGCGAGACUCCAUCGUGGCAGGUUCUACCUGGAAGCCCUGGUUCCGGAAGGCCUUGAACAGAUAUCCGGACUACGAAGAGCAGUUCCUCGAUUUCACAGUCCCUGGUUGCGACGCAUGCCAUCUUGGUUCCCGUAAAUCGACCAAACAAGGGAGGCUCAGCGGACUGCCUUACGAAUCUCUGACAUAUCAGUCUUUUCCCGAGGAAGUGACAGACAGCAGCGAGGAGGAAGGGUCUGAGGAAUCGAGCAAGAAGAAGGAGUUCGUUUUCGGACGUUUCUGUGCGAAGCGGACUCGGACGUACCAUCGGUUCACCCAUUGGGAGUAUCAUCUCUUCCAUGCAUUGCGCGAGGAGGUCGACUCCUUGAAAGCCUCUCAAGCAGACCGGAGUUUUGUGAAGGUCGCGUACGCGAAAGGCAAGCAGCCUCCGCGGGACCUGAAGGACGCGGACGCGAUCAUGGACUGGUUGGACGAGCGCCAGGUGAUCAACUUCCAAUGGCAGGAGCUCAAGACCAUGAUGAACGAUGCGCACAACUUGGAGGUCAGGGGCAAGAAGGGCGACGACUCCGAUUAA
This is a messenger RNA of Epithele typhae, 1218 nucleotides long. RefSeq lists its product as uncharacterized. The record is from RefSeq and is a predicted model, not a curated record. The transcript has 6 exons. Gene Ontology annotation, cellular component: nucleus. Bases 1 to 1218 code for a protein of 405 amino acids. Lineage: Eukaryota; Fungi; Basidiomycota; Agaricomycetes; Polyporales; Epitheliaceae.